GAAUCUCUUUACGUGUAAUCUUUUUGAGAAAAUCCAGAAGAAAAGAGCGUCGACAUAACCCUGACAUCCAGAAAAACAGACAAUAGAGGCUUUUUCCUUUAUUUCUUACAACAACUCUUUCUUGUGUCAACGCCUCAUCAAAAGAUGUGGCCAUUAUAUGUUCUAUUGAACAAGUUUUUGGGAACAGAAGAAGAUAACACCAAAGAAUCAGGAAGGGACCGUUUAAGUUUGGUAGAAUCCUUGCUCUUAAAAAAAUCAUUGGGUCGAGACAAAUUCCAUGGCACUCUGUCCGGCUCAUACUUUGUCGAUGUUCCACAUAUAAACCAACUACAUUCGUGGGACUGUGGUCUUGCUUGUGUUCUGAUGGUUUUGAGGACUCUUGGAAUCAAAUAUUGUAACAUGCAAGAAUUACAAGAGUUCUGCUGCACUACGAGUAUUUGGACAGUUGAUCUGGCAUAUUUAUUGAAGAAAUUUUCUGUCAAUUUUUCCUACUUCACAGUAACAUUAGGUGCAAAUCCAAGUUUUUCUGUGGAGACAUUUUACAAGGAACAACUGCCCAAUGAUCUUGUCCGAGUGGACAUGCUAUUUCAAAAAUCACGUGAUGCUGGUAUAAGUAUAGAGUGCAGAUCAAUCAGCAGCGAAGAGAUCUCUUUACUGAUCUUGUCUGGAAAUUUUCUUGUAAUUACUUUAGUUGAUCAGUACAAAUUAAGUCAUUCUUGGUUGGAUGUUUGUGCUUCAGAUUUAUGCAUCGACACUCCAGACUACACUGGUCAUUAUAUUGUCAUCUGUGGCUAUGACACUGACGCAGAUGAGUUUGAGAUUCGUGAUCCUGCCAGUUCAAGGACAUCCUAAGGAAUAUGGAGCGGAGCAGUGCAAAGUCCAAAUAUCACCUGACAGACAGAGGAUAGUGAUAUACGAUAUGUUACUUGGAUGGGGAAGGGUCCAUCAGAGAAAUAUCUUUUUCAAAGAGAUGAUCUUCUGAAGAGGUCCCAAAUACUUCCAAUUUUGUCUCCUAUACUCCAGCCAUGAUAUCCAGCAACGUGAGUCUCCUCAGCUUUGUGUAUAUCCAUUUACAUGGAGAUGACAGAAACAAUUCAUGGAAGCUUUAGGAAUAGCUAGAGGAACAUUAUAGUGUGUACUGAUUUUAGUUACUAAGGCACGUACCAAAAAGAGCUGUUGGAAAAUAAAAGGCUCAACUCAUCUGGCCAGUUUUGCACCAAGCAGUUAUUUAGAAUUAGUUCAAAUUAUCCUUGACGGGGCUACAGGGUGAGGAGGUGGAAUUUCUCUUAGUCCUAGCCCUGUCAAAAUGUUGGUAUAGUAGGCUGUAGCAGGAGAGUUAAUUUGGCAUUUCUUCAAUGUUUCAUCCUACACACCAAACUGUUAAAUCUAUUGGGGUGGUCUAAGUCAUUCCUGAGGGAACACAGACAUGUUGCAUGGUUCUAUUGAGCAGAUAUACUUUCUGUGAAGGUCCAUGGCAGCUAUUAAAUGUACUAGGUAAGAGAACAUGUAAUUUCUGAAUUUCUACCUGGAUAUUCCUGUAUCUUUUCUAUGACUAUUCUAGAAGAUGUAUGAUUUGUCUAAAGGAUGAAGGAGUCUUUUGUUUGUUUGAAUGGAACUCUUCUUCAGAAUCUAGACUUUAAAUUUGUUAUUUUCCUUGUCUUUGUGAUUUGAUUAACCCGCCCAAGAAAUUUAUUCUUAAUUUGGUGGUGUAGUAGGAAAGUGAGUAGCAAAUUUUAUCACUUAAUAGCAUGUUUAGAAAGCUAAGGCAAAUGGAUGAAUUUGGGGUUUUAUGUCAUCCAACAAAGCUGGAUUGGGAUGGAUAUCUCUCAUCUGCUAUAUGCAGAUGACUCUCUGAUUCUACGUGAUGUUGAAGUUGAUGAUUCGUACUGUCUUUGAAGCAGUCUCAGGCUACAUGUCAAUUGGAGGAAAAGUCUGACCUUUCUUAUCAACAUGGUACCUUAGAUUCAUUGGUUGGCAGGUCCUUGGCACGUGAAGUUGGUAGUAUGCCAACUACUUAUCUUGGCCUAGCACUGGGGGCCAAAAACAAAGCACUGGAGAUAUGGGUUGGUGUGAUUGAUAGAUCUAUUAAGAGACUCUCUAAGUGGAAGACUCAAUAUCUUUCACUUGGAAGCAGAGUGGUCCUAGUAAAAUAGUGUUUGAUUCUCUUCCAACUUAUGCGAUCCUUUUUCCCUCUACCAGUCAAGAUGGAAAGAAGGUUGGACACUCUCAGAAGGAAUUUCAUUUGGCAAGGAAACAAAAAGCUAUUCACUUGGUAAACUGGAAGACAGUCAUAUCAAGCAAAGCACUUGACGGUUUAGGCAUCAGAAAUUUGAGGCAACACAACAAAAGUCUCUUACUUAAGUAGCUGUGGAGAUAUAAUAAUUAGUACCUGGCUUUAUGGAGGAAGGUAAUUGAUUUUAAGUUUGAAAAAGUCUCCCAGUGAUGCACAAAGGUGGUGAAUCCCCUUAUGGUGUAAGCAAUUGGAGAUCAAUCUCUACACUAGGGCCUUAUUUUUUCUGCAGCACAGAAAUUCAGCUAGGAAAUGGUAGGUGGGCUGCCUUUUGGGAUGAUAACUGGAUAGGACGUGGUGGUGUUCAAAAUCGAACCGAAAUCGAUAAACCAAACCGAAAAAAAGUUACUGGUUUAUCGGUAAUGGGUUAUUGGUUUAGCGGUUUUGGUAAUGGUUUUAAUUUGUUUUGUUAUCCGGUUAUUGGUUCUUAACGGUUUAAGGUUUUUUCUUAACGGGUUAACCGAUAACUCGAUAGUAACUUAAUAAUUUAUAUUAAUUACCAUUCGGUAUAUGAAGGGGAGCCUUGGAGUAACUGGUAAAGUUGCUUCCAUGUGACCAGGAGGUCACGGGUUCAAGCCUUGGAAACAGCCUCUGGCAGAAAUGCAAGGUAAGACUGCGUACAAUAGACCCUUGUGGUCGGACCCUUCCCCGGACCCUGCGCAUAGCGGAAGCUUUAGU
Solanum dulcamara is the source of this 2968-nucleotide messenger RNA. RefSeq names its product guanylyl cyclase 1. NCBI's taxonomy places the organism in Eukaryota, Viridiplantae, Streptophyta, Magnoliopsida, Solanales, Solanaceae. The record is from RefSeq and is a predicted model, not a curated record. The coding region runs from base 145 to 852 and encodes 235 amino acids. The transcript has 9 exons.